GCGACUUCUGAUACCAUCACAUCCGAUGAUAAUUUACCGUCUUUAUUUAUUUAUUACUUUUAAUAACAUCGUUAAAAAUUUUUAGUUCGUGAAAAACAAAUGGCCAAUCGAACAGUAAAAGAUGCUAAAACCAUUCACGGGACAAAUCCUCAGUAUUUAAUUGAAAAGAUCAUUCGGUCUCGUAUUUACGACAAUAAAUUUUGGAAAGAAGAAUGUUUCGCUUUAUCAGCCGAAUUAUUGGUGGACAAAGCGAUGUUGAUGCGGUUCAUCGGAGGAGUAUUUGGUGGUAAUAUCAAACCUACACCUUUCUUGUGUUUAACGUUGAAGAUGUUGCAAAUACAACCGGAAAAAGACAUUAUUGUGGAGUUUAUUAAAAAUGAAGAGUUCAAAUAUGUUCGUGCACUUGGAGCUUUUUAUAUGCGAUUGACUGGCUCGUCUGUAGAUUGUUAUAAAUACCUGGAACCUUUGUUAGCUGACAGUCGAAAAUUGAGACGACAAAAUCGUGAGGGCAAGUUUGAACUCAUAUAUAUGGACGAAUUUAUUGAUUCACUACUGAGAGAGGAACGUGUUUGUGAUGUUAUAUUGCCACGUAUACAAAGCAGACAUGUACUCGAAGAAAAUAACGAGUUGGAACCUAAAGUGUCCAUACUUGAAGAAGACAUUGAAGAAGGAGUCGAAUCGUCUGAUGAGGAAGAGCCAACAGAAAAACGUAGAGAAAAAGAACACAGAGAAAAACAUUCUCCUGUAAAAGAAAAAAGAAGAGACAGAGAACGUGAAAAGAGAAAUAGAGAUAGAAAUGAAAGGAACCGUAGAGACCGUGACCGAGGUGAUAGAAGAGAUAGAGACCGGCAUAGAAGGAGCAGAAGUCAUGAUAGAGAACGAUCAAGAAGACAUAGAUCUAGAUCACCUUAUAGGAAGUAAAAAAAAAAAUUGUUCACUUGUAAAUAUAUUAUGUAUUUUUUUAAAU
Messenger RNA from Sipha flava (yellow sugarcane aphid), 967 nucleotides. RefSeq names its product pre-mRNA-splicing factor 38 (gene Prp38). The record is from RefSeq and is a predicted model, not a curated record. The coding region runs from base 100 to 921 and encodes 273 amino acids. The transcript has a single exon. Lineage: Eukaryota; Metazoa; Arthropoda; Insecta; Hemiptera; Aphididae. Gene Ontology annotation, cellular component: precatalytic spliceosome.